AUGGACGGGUACUUACACACGCCGGCAGCCGCGACACACGAGCAGGUAGGCCCGGCGGAAACCGGCUCCCCACCACGUGCACAGCCCCCAGAGCCCGAUACACCCACCCUGGCCGACAUCAGCGCUGACAUAAGAGCGCUAGCAGCCCAGAUGGUCACAAAAAAUGACCUCCAAGCCCUCUCAGACGACCUCCAUGCUGCAAUCCGCUUUGAG
Messenger RNA from Pelobates cultripes (western spadefoot toad), 213 nucleotides. The record is from the annotation of a GenBank genome assembly. NCBI's taxonomy places the organism in Eukaryota, Metazoa, Chordata, Amphibia, Anura, Pelobatidae.